This is a messenger RNA of Eucalyptus grandis, 1453 nucleotides long. Its product is annotated as patatin-like protein 2. The coding region runs from base 59 to 1261 and encodes 400 amino acids. Gene Ontology annotation, biological process: lipid metabolic process. Lineage: Eukaryota; Viridiplantae; Streptophyta; Magnoliopsida; Myrtales; Myrtaceae. The record is from RefSeq and is a predicted model, not a curated record. The transcript is spliced from 6 exons. Gene Ontology annotation, molecular function: monoacylglycerol lipase activity; glycerophospholipase activity.
UCUCUCUCUCUCUCUCUCUCUCUCUUCCUUCUUGCAUUAACGAGGAAAAGGAAAAGAAAUGGGGGGAAUAUGUUCGUUGUUGAAAACUGAAAGGCAGCCUCCGGCGAAUGGAAAACUCAUCACAAUCCUCAGUAUUGACGGUGGAGGAGUCCGAGGAAUCAUUCCGGGGGUCAUUCUCGCUUACCUCGAAGCACAACUUCAGGAACGGGAUGGACCGGAUUCAAGAAUCGCAAAUUACUUUGACAUAAUUGCUGGGACAAGCACGGGUGGAUUGGUGACAGCCAUGAUUACAGCACCAAAGGACAAUCGUCCAAUCUAUGCAGCCUGUGACAUUAAGGAUUUUUACUAUGAGCAUUGUCCUGAAAUAUUUCCUUAUAAAAAUUGCGAUAACUUUAUAUUCAAACUUAGAAGCUCGGCAGAAGCAGUCAAGGGGCCAAAGUAUGACGGGACUGAGUUGCAUUCCACAGUCAAUAAGCUGCUCAAAGGAAUUACACUCAGUCAAACCUUGACCAACGUCGUCAUCCCGGCUUUCGAUAUCAAGCGUCUCCAACCAGUCAUCUUCUCUACCAUCGACGCGAAAAAGGAUCCUCUGAAGAAUGCGCGGUUGGCAGAUGUUUGCCUUGGCACCUCCGCAGCUCCUACAUUACUCCCGGCGCACUUCUUCCAGACUACAGACAAGAACGGAAACAUCCGUAGCUUCGAUCUCGUUGAUGGUGGGGUCGCUGCAAAUAAUCCAACCCUAGUUGCUCUGAACCUCGUUAGGAGAGAGAACCUAUCGCAAAACGAAUUGUUCAAGGGCAUAAAUCUAAGAGAUACCGAUCAAAUACUAGUGCUGUCACUUGGUACUGGUACGACCAAGAAUGAAGAGAAGUAUAGUGCGACCGAGGCCGCUAAAUGGGGACUCCUACCCUGGAUCAAUUACAAUGGUUCGACUCCAAUAAUCGAUAUCUUCAAUGAAGCAUGUUCCGAUAUGGUCGAUAUUCACUUGUCUACUCACUUCCAAUCCUUAAAAUGCCAAAAAAAUUACCUCCGAAUUCAGGAUGACACCUUGACUGGAAAAGAAUCAUCGCUUGAUAAUUCGACCCGCGAGAAUCUAGAGAGGCUCGUGGAAAUAGGGGAGAAGCUAUUGCAGAAACGAGUGUCAAGGGUAAACUUGGAGACCGGUAAGUUUGAAAAGAUUGAAGGAGAAGGCACCAAUGGAGAUGCGCUUAGGCGCUUUGCAAUUCGGCUCUCUGAAGAAAGGAAGAGGCGAAACAAAUAGAUAUUAUACAUCCGAAUAUGGUCUGUCGGGAUUCGUGAACAUGCUGCUUAGAUGAAUGUGAAAUAGUUUAUAGAAUAUUCCGUGCAAGAUAAUAGUCUCGGGUGUAAAGCUCUUCGCAAUGUUUGUAGAAUUUCUUCUGUCUACUUCAACUAUGAAAUUUUGUAAUUUCAACUAUGAUGUAAUUUAAUUGAG